AUGCUACGGACGCCUGAGCGCCCGCGGCAGCAAUUUCAUGCAGCACGCAGUUCGAGCAACCACAACCUUGUCUUUGUUUGCACCACAGCCCGUCAAUCAAAGCCGCCGCCGCCGCACAUUCGACGACGACGUACCAUGACACUCGCGAGUACAGGGGUCCGUAGCCGCAAAAAGUCUUCCGACUGGCGUUGCAGAGGCUCAAGUCCGACUCAACAACAUGUCUUUUUCAAACUUUGCCCUCUCACCCUUGCAGCUUGCAGCAAAACCAAAUCCCACUGCCGCCUCGUUUUGCUGCUUCCAGCCCAUCGUCAUUAUUGUCGAGGCCCCGGCCACGCCCUCGUGGCCUGCAGCUCCACUUGGAGGGCAGCUGAUGUUCUCUCACGCCCUGGUCCUGGCGCCCCCCUCUUCGUCUACAGCCGAAUGUCCGGGCGACCCAGAGGCGUGGCGUGUUAUUGUGGUGCAUAUCCUCUCACAGCCGCCCAGCCCUUAACCUCACCAUGCCAUUCUCGUCUCGUCAAGUGCCACUCCACCGUCUGUACCCCUUCCAUCUUGACCGGCUGCUGCGACAAGCGGAAGCGGUCCAAGUCAACGACACCGCUGUCCGAGCAUGUCAAGGGCCCACUGGCCGGUGUGAACCACUGCUCGGUGCGGGUUGCACACACGCCUUUAGACCCAAACGGGCGACACUUGCAGGAACCGACAUCGUUGCAAACUAUUCAUGACGCUUGUGUUCCCCUCUUCGCCUUUCCCGCACUUGGUGCUGCAAGGCACGUGCAAGUCGCGCGCGCAAUAUGGUCCAGUCGCGCCAACAGCCAUGCCUUUGAUGUGAAUUGA
This is a messenger RNA of Alternaria burnsii, 834 nucleotides long. RefSeq lists its product as uncharacterized. Lineage: Eukaryota; Fungi; Ascomycota; Dothideomycetes; Pleosporales; Pleosporaceae. The transcript has a single exon. Bases 1 to 834 code for a protein of 277 amino acids. The record is from RefSeq and is a predicted model, not a curated record.